Mycotypha africana is the source of this 1695-nucleotide messenger RNA. RefSeq names its product T-complex protein 1 theta subunit. Gene Ontology annotation, molecular function: ATP binding; ATP-dependent protein folding chaperone; ATP hydrolysis activity. NCBI's taxonomy places the organism in Eukaryota, Fungi, Mucoromycota, Mucoromycetes, Mucorales, Mycotyphaceae. The coding region runs from base 102 to 1595 and encodes 497 amino acids. Gene Ontology annotation, biological process: protein folding. The record is from RefSeq and is a predicted model, not a curated record. Gene Ontology annotation, cellular component: chaperonin-containing T-complex. The transcript has 2 exons.
AGAACAUCUAUGGGCCCCAAUGGUAAUAUUUGACUCAAGUAGCCAUUGUAAUAUAAGUAAACUCUUACAAAUUGAUUUGAUCCUCAAUAGGCCGGAAUAAAAUGAUCAUCAAUCAUCUCGAAAAGCUCUUUGUUACCAAUGACGCAGCCACCAUCAUUCGUGAACUCGAUGUUAUUCAUCCUGCUGCUAAGCUAAUGGUAAUGGCCUCUCAACAACAAGAAAAUGAAUUGGGUGAUAAUACCAAUUUAGUUAUUGUUUUUGCUGGUGAGCUUCUGCAAAAGGCAGCUGAUCUUUUAAAACUUGGACUUCACCCUUCUGAAGUUGUUCAGGGAUAUGAAUUAGCUAGAGAUCGUGCCUUAAGUAUUCUUGAAGAAUUAUCUGUUGCCAAGGUAGAAUCAUUGUCAGACCGCAGUGAGCUCAUGAAAUUAGUGAAGGCCACCAUCUCUUCAAAGCAGUACGGCUAUGAGGAGUUUUUGGGAGAUUUAGUAGUUGAAGCAGCAUUAAACAUCAUGCCACAAAAUGUCAAAGAUUUCAACGUUGAUAAUGUUCGUGUAGUGAAGGUGAUGGGUUCUAGCCUACAUGAAUCUCGUGUUGUACGCGGCAUGGUCUUCGGUCGUGAACCCGAAGGAAUUGUUCAAAAUGUGAACAAUGCCAAAGUUGCCGUUUUCACUUGUCCUUUGGACAUUUCACAAACAGAGACAAAGGGUACCGUUUUGAUUCACAAUGCACAAGAAAUGUUGAAUUUCAGUAAGGAUGAAGAAAAACAAGUAGAAAAAAUCUUCCAGGAAUUAGCAGAGGCAGGUGUCAAGGUUGUUGUUACCGGUAGUGGUAUCGGUGAACUUGCUCUUCAUUAUCUGAACAGAUACAAUAUCAUGGCUGUCAAGGUCCUCUCAAAGUUCGAUUUGCGUCGUCUUUGCCGAGUCAUUGGCGCUACUGCCCUUGCUCGUUUGGGUACGCCCAUGGCCGAAGAAAUGGGUCAAUGUGAUAUUGUUGAAACUGUUGAAAUUGGAUCUGACAGAGUCACUGUUUUCCGUCAAGAAGAAUCAUCUAAAUCCCGCACAACCACAAUUGUCAUUCGCGGCGCUACACAAAAUCAUAUGGAUGAUGUUGAACGUGCUGUCGACGACGCUGUUAAUACUAUCAAGGCCGCCACUCGUAAUCCUCAACUGUUAGCAGGUGCAGGUGCAGUUGAAAUGGAAUUGAAUAAGCGACUUCAACAAGUAGCUGCUAAAACACCCGGCUUAAAUCAACAUGCCAUCAAAAAAUUUGCUGAGGCUUUGGAAGUGGUUCCCAGAACCCUUUGUGAGAAUGCCGGUAUGGAUGCCACAGCUAUUUUAUCACGUUUAUAUGCUGCUCAUUAUCAAGAAGGUGAUACUGGUAUGAGCGUUGGUAUUGACGUAGAAAACCAAAAUGAUGGUACUUUAGAUGCUUCUAAGGAAAAUAUCUACGAUUCUCUCGUUUCCAAGUAUAGUGCAUACAAGUUGGCUGCUGAUGCAGCGUUAACUGUACUCAGAGUUGAUCAAAUCAUCAUGUCAAAACCUGCAGGUGGUCCCAAACCUCCAAAGAAGAGCGGCCAUUGGGAUGAAGAUGAUUAAAAAAAGAACAUAACUUAUUCUAGCGACUGAACUGCUACUCCUAUAUUUGUCCAUAUAUCACUAGUGUACACAUUAAAUGCUUAAAUUUGCAUCCGUCUUA